This is a messenger RNA of Ornithodoros turicata, 1168 nucleotides long. RefSeq lists its product as uncharacterized. The record is from RefSeq and is a predicted model, not a curated record. The transcript is spliced from 2 exons. Bases 48 to 1118 code for a protein of 356 amino acids. Lineage: Eukaryota; Metazoa; Arthropoda; Arachnida; Ixodida; Argasidae.
CUCUAUAGCUAUGCGCCACUUUUGACGAAGAAGAAGAAGCUCUCUAGAUGGGGCUUGUGUGGCCGCGUUGGGCGAUUACCGCCUGGUACGCCACAGCCUUGCUUCUGCUGCAGUCUGUCAUAGCUAUAAAGCCUCAAUUAUUUGCCCAUGUUAAUGACCUACUCGCUGACGAAGAUGCUAUCCAUGUGGAUGUACCGAAAAACUUACAGGGGAUGCUGCACGGCUGGACGCAGUCGCAGGUUGGCGUGGACGAAGAACUCGAAGAUGAUUCUGCCUGGGUACCCUACUGGCAGCCUGAACAGCCUGACGAGGCAACGACACCCGUCAUAAAACAUGACUUGGACUUCAAAGGGCUUGUCACCACACCAAAACCCGCACGAGGUAACACCAUGUCGCCAAACAGCCUCAAUAUCAACUAUCUGCCCGUCGAGGUCCACGGUCCUGCUGGCGACACUGCUUCAGGAGACGCUGGAGGCUUCCGGCAAGAAGCUCCUUCAAGAGAUCUUUCUACGAGGCUUCAUGCAGUCCAGGUAGCGUUUCCCCCUACCGUCAAGACCGACCGCAAAGAUCCGGUGGCUUUAAGUGAUGUGAGACCCGAUAAACGUAAACCAGAACUCAAGACUAGUGCUGCAGACCUCCCAAGCCUUCUCGUACAUCUAGGAAGAACUCGCACUAAUGCAUCCAGUAAAACCUUCAGCAAUUCGUCUUCGGAGCGAGGAAGUGGAGACAUCCAGACACAUCCAGAAGGUUCCGAAUAUGGCUCUGGGACCACACGAGGGAUUUCGAGUCUUAAUGGCGCGUUCAGCGGGUCUUCUUCAACAGCUUCCCUCUCUCGUUUCUCGAAGACGAAGACGUCAAAACCAGGGAGGGGUGACUGGAAUGCUCUGGUCAUGCGGGAAUCGCGCCGAAUUUAUAACUUUAUGAAAGCACCGCUAUCACUGUGGCCCAGCUUUGGCUUCCAGAAACAACUAGCACUGUUUUGCACCAUCUUUUUCGCAUUUGUGUACGUUUAUACAUGCUGCGUACAGGCAGUGUAUGCGAAGCAUUUUUAUGAGAUUGCGUUCAAGCAAGACCUUCAAUAUGUAUGGGGGUCAAGCGAGAGUCAACGAAGCAUCUAAGCGUUUGCUUUGAAGUGGUCGCGUUAUAAAUCUUAGAUCUUUAUAUCUGG